AUGGCAGCACCGACUUCUACAACCUCCAUUCUCCCAAUCCUAUUACCUCCACCAACUCUCCGUCCACUUGCCUUUAGAAUAUUUACGAAAAAGCACAGCUUGACUAUUACGGCAUCGAGCCUACAGUCACUCGCAACCUUUGUGGGGAGGAACUGCGGCUCAGAAUGGCGGGAGGGAGGUCUUGCGGAGCUUGUCCUUGACGAGAUCGCGAAAACAUGGAAGAAAGCGGGGGGGGGAGUAAUCGUCGAGGACGGCGGAACUCACGCUGAUCUGCUGAAAUCAAUACUUAAUAAUUUGGAACCCAGGAUGAAUGGUGGGAGAGUUAUCAUUUGGGAACCAUCCAAGGAUUCAGAAGCUGCAACAUUAGUCUCUGGGAAAGGUGGGCAAAGUAGGACGAGUCGUACGAGGGAAGGGAAGCCAGAUUCCAAUGAGGAAAGGUUGGAGAUAGGGGAGGAUAGUGCAUUGCAUGAUGCCAGAAGAUGGAUUAGGGUUGUUAGCGCAUUCGAACAGAAUCGUCCUGUGUAUAACGUGAACAAAAAGAAUUUUGAUAUUAUUACAACCCCACCCUCCCUAUUCCCGUCUGCGUCUCAAAGAGCCAAUAUUUUCAGAGAUCGAUACAAUCUCAUUUACCAGCGGCUGCUGCGCAACGAAGCCUUUCAAAUACCUCUUCAGCAGUCUAAUUCAUCACACUCCAGUGCAAGCCGAUCGUAUAAAGUCACUUCCAUUGCGAAUCUUCUGGGGAGGUCUGGCACAUCGCAUUUACUUCUCGGUCUGCUCGCAGUGUCCCCAGCCGGAGAGCUCUCCAUAUCAGACCCGACGGGAAGCAUAACCCUUGAUAUCAGGGACGCUCGGGCUGUGCCAGAAGAUGGGGCAUGGUUCACACCAGGAAUGAUAGUUCUUGCCGACGGUGUUUACAGAGAAGAGGAGGUCGUUAGUGGUUCUACAUUGACGGGGUCCGGUGGAGUUGGCGGAACGAUUGGUGGAAAGUUUAUUGUAGCUUCUGUUGGUGGACCUCCAUGUGAGCGCAGAGAAGUUUCAUCUGGCGCAGCCCAUCAUCGAGUUGCAGAUGGUGAUAUGACCGUCGAAGGCGGUUUUGGUUGGGUUGACUUCCUGGGUGUUGGGAGUGAGCGCAGCAGAGGCCCUCGCAUGCGACAAAUUGAAAAGAUAUGUCUCCAUAAGGGCCAGCCGGAGGAGCAGGAAAAGGUCAGAAAGCAAAUAGUUGUAAUGGGUGAGGUCAAUUUGGACGUUCCAAAGACGGUGGAAGCUCUCUCAUAUGUCUUCCAAAGUUACACCUCAUUUCCAGAGCAUCAAAUACCGUUGGUUUUUAUUUUGAUCGGCAACUUCCUCCAACAUGCUCUCAUGUCAGGCGGAGGGAGCAGCGGCAGCAUCGAAUGCAAGGAAUACUUCGAUAUUCUUGCUUCUGUCCUAUCAAAAUAUCCACGUCUGUUGCAAAAUUCGACAUUUGUGUUUGUUCCAGGGGACAAUGACCCCUGGGCAUCCGCCUACUCGGCCGGUGCUUCCACAACAUCCCCUAGGGAUGCUAUCCCUGAUCUAUUCACGUCUAGAGUGAAACGUGCUUUCACUAAUGCCAAUAAUGUACAUCAACUACCAAAUUCACGCCACACGCCGGGACAAGCGAUUUGGACAUCCAACCCCACCCGGCUCAGCCUUUUCGGGCCCGUCCAUGAACUCGUCGUGUUUAGAGAUGACAUCUCUGAGCGACUAGGACGUACCUCGAUUGUUUUCAAACCUCAAAAGCCUCAAGAGGUUCCACAGACCCGUAAGGAGCCCACAGGAACAGAUAAGGAUAUGGAUCUAGAGUACAUAGAUCAUAACGAACCUCCGCCUCCUGAAGGAGAUGAAACACGACAGCAAGAGCAGCAGCAAAAGCAAAUCAACCAAGGAAAGCCACUACCAACCUCAACCACAAACCAAACAAAUCUCCACGCAUCCCGAAAACUCGUCAAAACGAUCCUGGACCAGAGCUAUCUCUCCCCUUUCCCACAACACAUCCGACCAGUCCUCUGGGACUAUGCGUCUGUCCUACAUCUGUACCCCUUACCGACUGCUAUGGUCCUAGCAGAUUCCGAUGCGGAACCCUUUGCAGUUACUUAUGAGGGGUGCCACGUUAUGAAUCCUGGCAGGCUGAUUCCGGAAGGGAGCAGGAGUCUGGUAAGAUGGAUCGAGUAUGACGUGGCGAAGAAGAAGGGGAGAGUGAAAGAGGAGCGGUUCUGA
This is a messenger RNA of Paracoccidioides brasiliensis Pb18, 2235 nucleotides long. Its product is annotated as DNA polymerase epsilon noncatalytic subunit. Gene Ontology annotation, molecular function: DNA binding. Gene Ontology annotation, biological process: error-prone translesion synthesis; DNA-templated DNA replication. Gene Ontology annotation, cellular component: epsilon DNA polymerase complex. The record is from RefSeq and is a predicted model, not a curated record. The coding region runs from base 1 to 2235 and encodes 744 amino acids. The transcript has a single exon.